CCUGCUGUAUCUCUCUCUCUCUCCCUCCAGUCUGAGCAGAGAUGAUCUCACCUUGUUGAGUGCGCAGUCUCUGGAGCUGGGAGAGCCUCUCUCUCUCUCUCUCUCGCCAGCUAUAGAUCUCUUGUUUUCAGGCGCGAUGGCAGCUCCUCUCGUCACCCUGGACGAGGAAUGGCAGGAUUUUUAUGAACUGAAGCCGGACCGAGCCGGCGAGCAGGCUCGGUACGAGGCAGAGGACAGUCUGAAUGAGCUGGGCUCCCUCAGCUCCCUGGCACUGCCUCAGCCCCUGGAAGAAAUGGGCGAACUGGACAAUUUCAGCACCGACAUCAUCAGUUUCAAGUCCAUGGAGGACCUGGUGAACGAUUUCGACGAGAAACUCAACGUUUGCUUCCGAAAUUACAACGAGAAGACAGAGAAUUUGGCCCCGGUGAGAAAACAGGCGGCGGAGGAGGAAGAAUUGAUUCGAGACGACGAGAUCUGGGAUGCUCUGACUGACAACUACAUCAUGAGCACAGCUGAUGACUGGCGGACAGCACGACUACAGGAACUCAAUAUGAAUCUCUCCAACCUGGAGGUUAGUGACAAGGAGAGUAUCAGUGAGGAUGGAGAAUUAAUUGAAAAGUUGGACAUCAUCGUAUCCUGCAAUAGUGAGGAGCCUCUCUUCACCGCUGAACAGGUCAUUGAGGAGAUUGAAGAGAUGAUGCAGAAUUCCCCUGACCCUGAGGUUGAGGAGACUCCGUCACAGUCUGACAAACUCUCAGUCCUCUCGCAGGAUGUCCAGGUGUUCAAACCAUCCAGCAGUAACAACAACGUCCGGAUGGGAGACGUGAAGCAGCUGACUGAGGUUGAGCUUGGUGAGCUGUUGGCGCAGAUUGAAUUGGCCGUUAAAGAUUACUCAGAGGAGCUGAUCCAACAGCUGGCACUGCGUGAUGAGCUAGAGUUUGAGAAGGAGGUGAAAAACAGCUUCAUCUCCAUCCUCCUCGAGGUGCAGAACAAGCAGAAAGAGCACCGGGAAACAAUGAAGAAGAGAAAGAAGGAGAAAGGUGGCAUUUCAGCAAGUUUCCGGCAGGAGAGAGCAAGUCACAUGCCUGUGAAGCGUUUUAGCAUGGAAGGAAUCUCCAGUGUCAUCCAGAGUGGCAUUCGACAGACAUUUGGAAAUUCUGGCAACGAGAAGCAGUACCUAACCACAGUAAUUCCGUACGAGAAGAAGAAUACACCUCCAACAGUUGAUGACCUUCAAAUCCUGACCACAAUCCUUCUGGCCAUGAAAGAGGACAGUGAGAAGGUUCCAGUUUUACUGACAGACUACAUUUUAAAAGUUCUGUGCCCAACUUAAAUCCAGGCCCUGACACUGUGGAAAGCCAGGAUUGACUGGGCUGCCAGAUUCCCGCUUGCAGACUGCAUCUUGAGGCCAACAUAAUUUCCCGACUGCUAAACUUUGUGAAACUGUCUCCGACCUGGGCAUGACCAAAUGAAAACAAUGCAGUUCCUUAUGCUUCGGGAAAGGUUUUGUAAAUAACAUAUUUUUAAGUAUCAGCUGAUACUUGUUGGUGUCAAAUAAUCCAAUGCAGAAAUCAUCCACAAACAGUAUAGAUACUAACAGGAACAAUCUAAUUGUAGCUGUACUUAAUCCAUCAUGGUUGAUCAUUAGGCAUGUUUGGUGCUGGGGUCAUGGGAAUUAAAGCCUGUGUUGUAAUCCACUCCUAAUUUUGGGCAUUUCCAAUUAGUACCGCAGAAAUGUUAUCCAUCCUGAGUUAACUCAGCUUCCAUGAUGAAUCACGUGGAUCUUCUGUUAUGGGCUGGAGAGUCAAAAUAUAAAGCAUUCUCGCUAAAGUCACAAGGCUGCCAUAUUACUGCAAUAUGCUACACGCGUGAAGUAGGGAAUAGUGGGGGCUCUCCUGUGAGAUCAGAAGUUGUGUGUGCAUCAGAUCAGGUGCUGUUCAGAGACUGUGGGAUCUAAUGAGGCCAGCGGCAGGGGCUGACCUGGGACAGUACCAAGUGACAACCGGUAUUCCACAAUUGCUGGUUGUGGGUAUGACAGGCAUUUGGUAAGAUAUGCAGAAAUGGUCACUUGAAGUGGAAUCGUCCAUGCACACGUAUUGGAAAGUGGUUUCUGCUGUAGAUACCACAGUUAAGGGAGGGAGAUGUACCAGUCAGCUGAAAGAAAUUUGCUCUAAUUCUAAUUCAGGAGAUGGGAUUCCAAGAGGGAGGAAAUUGGUUUCUGAUUUCUAACACUCAGCAUUUCACAUUCUUCCCUAUGCCUGUUAAUUGCCAUGUUGCCUAAGCCAGAAUUAUUUUAGCAGACAUGUCCCUGUUUUAUUGUACUAUCCACAUCCUGAUUUGUAAAGAAUUGCUUGGCAUGUUAUAGAUUAUGUAAAUAUUGUUCCAGUGUAGUGUUUCUAAACUGACUUGUGCCCAAUAAAUCUAAAGAUCAGUCAUAGUUCAGUAUUACCUCAGUGGUGCUCUGAUUAUUUAUGUAUUUCCAAGAUGAAUGAGGUUUAUAUUAAGAAGGAACUGUAGCCUCUAUGACAGUUGACUUGCAGAAUAUGAGUCUUUGAAAAAUCUAACCUUGCAGCCUACAUUAUUCAUCGAUGAUCAGUUCCCUUGGGUAUGACAGGCAUUUUGUAAGAUAUGUAGAAAUGGGCACUAGAAGUAGAAUCUUCCAUGCACACGUAUUGGAAAGUGGUUUCUGCUGUAGAUGCCACAGUUAUGGGAGGGAGAUGUAUUUUCAUGGGUGCGAUAAUUUCAUGGGUGCAGUCUGUCGAAAGUCUUUUAAAAUUAAAAAUGCUGCAAUACUUAAACUUGUUUACUGGUAUAGUGGGAAUCUGAAGCUUCGUAGACUAAAAAGCCGUUAUUAAAAGCAAUUUAAAUGUUCAAAACUGGUUGAGUUUAACGUAUUGAACAAUUGUGGAAUCAAGGCAAUGGAGUUAAGAUACAGAUAAGCUGUGAACUAAUUGGCUGAUGGAACAGGAUCAAGUAAUUGUAUGGCCUACUCCUGAUCCUAUGCUCCUGGAUUUGUAGGUUAUUGAAGUUCACAAAAGACCUUGUGCUUUAUCUCUGAAGCACAUAUUUAAAUUAUGUCAGAUUAUUAGGAAAGCACUCUAACAUUAAAAAGUGUCAGUCAGUUUCAGUUUUGAUUUUGUUAUCACACAGAGGUUUCAGAAUUUGAAAUGUGUGCACGAUGCCUGAUCAGUAUAUCAGGAAUACUUGCUACAAAGUGAAGUUCAAAACUUAGUAUUUGAUGACAACCCCUGUUAGAUUCACAUCCUGAAACAGGAAGGAAAUGGAUGACACCCUCCCAAUUUUAUUGAAAAUAUUGUCUUAUACCAUUAGUGUGAAUUAGGUUACAGAACUUUGCAGCUUUUUGGGUCCCUGCCCAUUUUUACAGCCCAAGGUCAAAUGCACACAGGAUGCAAAGGAUUUUAAACCCCCCCCCCAAAUGAAAAGUGUUUUUGUAGAAUCAAACCACUCCUUGUGCUAUGAAUCUGCAUGGCAAUAUUGCUCACAAUUUUGCUCUAACCAGAUACUCUUUACUCAGAGAGGUUGCAGGGAUCAGAACUGUUACACUGAGGGAAAGGUUUUUCUUUUGUCCAGAAGCUGCAUUGUUUCCAAAGAGUAACAAGUACAUUAUUCUGCACUUUCCCAUUGCUGUAGCUAAUCUGGGAGUGUUCAGCAGUGCAGUUAAAAAGAACUUCACUCUGCUUGUAACCUAUUCUGUCGCAGAACUGAUAAAGCCAAAGCACCGAAAUUAGAAGCUGUUGCUUCAAGAUUGAGGUUUGUGAUUGGAAUCAAAGUCCAAACACAGAAAUUAAGUGGUUCAUAAAAGCCAUUGUGACAAUGGUCAAACAUGCAAGCAGCAAUGGUAACUCAUGAUUUCUCCAAUUUUAGGCAAUCUUUGGCAAAGUUCUUCGCAUUUGAAUGAGUGUACAGCCAGACUCCAGGUGAGGUUGUAGGAGGAAACAAUGUGGCUCUAGUGUUGGAAAUAAAGCAAGAAAUCUAAAGUCAGAAGAGGAAAGAGCCAGAAAUACAGCAAGUCUAAGUCUAAAGAAAAGGGCUGAACUAUUUGGUUUGAGCCCAUUCAUUUGAGUACUUAUGCCCUGAUAUAAAUAUUACCCCAGAUUCUGGUGGAAUUUUCUGUGUAAUUGACUAUUUUCUGGUAUUGUUUUUCAAAGGCUUGUGGAUGCUGUUAAUAAAGGAGCUAAUGUAUUUGGAUUGCGUGCGGUAUUUCUCUAGUCAAUAAGUGAAUGUGUUUCAUUGGCACUGAAGGAUGAACAUUAAUAUUGAUUAUUAAAUAAUGCUAAUUUUUUUUAAAGUAGUGAGAGAAUGGAACUAUGGAGUCUGCCAAAUGAAUGUUUCUCUGACUGCCUUCCUAUAAGGAUAUGUGUGUGACUUGCAGAGUUUCACCUUUAAAGAGACAAUACCUGUGUAUUCUCUUUUUCUCUUUUUUGUGUGCUGAAUCGAUGUGGAAACCUUCUCUCCCACAUUCCUGUUAUUGCAUCAUUUCACAGGGUAACAGUAUUCAGAGAUCAGCCACCUUCCGAUGUUAUUUUCUUUUUGACAGGCUAAUUACUUAUCCCGCAUUGUGUCUCUGGCUGACUCACUUGGAUAGAACAUAGAAAAAUACAGCGCAGUACAGGCCCUUUGGCCCUCGAUGUUGCGCCGAUCCAAGCCCACCUAAA
Molecule: messenger RNA, 4676 nt
Organism: Chiloscyllium plagiosum (whitespotted bambooshark)
Lineage: Eukaryota; Metazoa; Chordata; Chondrichthyes; Orectolobiformes; Hemiscylliidae
Gene: fez1
Product: fasciculation and elongation protein zeta 1 (zygin I)
Cellular component (GO): cytoplasm; axon
Source: RefSeq, a predicted model, not a curated record